ACACACGUGUCAGAGGAGUGGGCUCUGCACAACGUGAAUGUUGAGCUCCCUGAUUAGUUGUUAAAUAAAAGGGGUGUGAUUUUCUCCAUCUUUUUUUUUUCUUUCUUUUUUCCCUGUCAUCAGUCUGCAGGCAGCACGGAGGGUCGGAGGGCCCACCGAGGAGACGGAGAAAGGACGACAGAUGGACGUGGGUGUGGAGCACGUGCGCUACGAGCUGCUGGCAGAGGUCGGACAGGGCUCGCACGGGCGCGUGUACAGAGCCCGGCGGCUGGGCGGCGACCAGCGCCUCCUGGCGGUGAAGAAGUUCAACGUCCCCGCGGACGCUUCGGCCAACGGGAUCCCCGCCUUCAUGAUCCGCGAGGUGGCGCUGCUGCGCAAGAUGAAGUACUUCAACCACCCCAACAUAGUCCAGCUGUUGGAUGCGUCCGUCGUACCAGUGGACCGGAGCCUGGACCUCACUCUGGUUUUAGAAUACAUCGACCAGGACCUGUCCACCUUCCUCUCCAAGGCUCCUGCUUCUGGACUGAGCCGCGACCGCAUCAAGGAUGUGAUGCUGCAGCUGCUGCAGGGAUUGGACUUCCUGCACACGAACAUGGUGCUGCAUCGCGACCUGAAGCCGGAAAACAUCCUGGUCAGCAGCCAGGGAGAAGUGAAGAUCGCAGACUUUGGACUGGCACGCAUGUACACCUUUAAUAUCGCCCUCACUCCGGGUGUGGUGACGCUCUGGUACAGAGCCCCGGAGGUGCUGCUGAACUCGGUCUACAUGUCCUCGGUGGACAUGUGGAGCGCCGGCUGCAUCUUCGCCGAGCUCUUCCUCCUGAGGCCGCUGUUUCAGGCGUACACAGAGGUGCAGCAGCUGCAAAAAAUCUUUGAGGUUCUCGGCCUGCCCAGUGAGGAGGACUGGCCCCCGGACAGCCCCAUCUCCUACUCCGUCAGCUGGGGGCCGACGGUUCCCUGCACCAAGCUGCUGCACAACCUGGGCCCCGACGAGAGCGACCUACUUGCCAAAUGUUUGGCCUUCAGACCAAGCGGCCGCAUCUCAGCCGCCAAAGCUCUGGCUCAUCCUUUCUUCACAAGGCACUGAAGAGUUCCCGUCGAGGUUCCGCCCUCCGCCGCCUGGAUGCUCGACCGCUCCGCAGUGUCAGCUGCACUCAACCAAAAAGACACGGAGGCUUCACCAGCAUCAUGAAAACACACACUGCCUGACCUGCGGGUCACGACUCUUUAAGCACAGAAACCUCAAGUUUACAUUUUAAGUCGUUGGUGAGAGUGAAGCCAUUCAUAUAUCAACACCUAUAGUUUUCUUUUUCGCAAUAUUUUUGGGAGAUUGCUGCUCAACAGAUUUAAUAUCAGUUUCUGAAUUUGAUCUGCCUUCAGGAGAACCGCGUCGUUCCUUGAUUUAAUUUAAUUUGACAGUAUAAUGUGAAUACUUACGCUUCUUCUUCUUCUGUUUUUCUUGUUCAACGUUUCAACCCGAAGAGAAGUUUUGCUAUAAACUGCUGAUGACACUUUAUUAUGAGCACCUUCGUGUUCAUGAGUUACUUUAUAUUGUUCUGGAGGAAAACAAUUUUUUUUUUGUGAAGAUAUUUAUGGUGCAAUGACAGUAUUUAUAUUUGUAGUGACAGAUUUUAUUUUAAUUUUCUCAAUGCGAAUUUCACUGUUCAUUCAAAGAAGCAUUUCUAUAAAUAAUAAUUGUCUUGCAGAUGCGUCUCUGCAUUUUCACUGUCACUGGUCUUAUGCUUGUGAGAACAUUUACCCUGUAAUUGCACAGUUUGAACACAGGGGGGCAGUAAUGUAAAUAUUGCCCUAUACAGUAGGAGGGCAGAGUUUAAAAUAUUCAAGGAGUUCUUAUAUUGUUAUGUUCAGGACUCCACAUUUCAUGGAUCGUUGCAAUAAAGUGGGAAUAAUAAUUAAUACUACAUAUAACCAAAAGGAAAACUGACUUCUGGAAAAAUGUUAUGGCAUUUUAAUUGAAUAUGAUAGACAUAUUCAUAAAUAAGGACCAAUAAAGUCAAAUUGAAAUGUCAAAAA
This is a messenger RNA of Scophthalmus maximus (turbot), 2031 nucleotides long. RefSeq names its product cyclin-dependent kinase 21 (gene cdk21). Bases 182 to 1084 code for a protein of 300 amino acids. The transcript has 8 exons. Gene Ontology annotation, molecular function: cyclin-dependent protein serine/threonine kinase activity; ATP binding; cyclin binding. NCBI's taxonomy places the organism in Eukaryota, Metazoa, Chordata, Actinopteri, Pleuronectiformes, Scophthalmidae. Gene Ontology annotation, cellular component: cyclin-dependent protein kinase holoenzyme complex; cytoplasm; nucleus. Gene Ontology annotation, biological process: regulation of gene expression; G1/S transition of mitotic cell cycle; protein phosphorylation. The record is from RefSeq and is a predicted model, not a curated record.